AUGGCGGACCAGCCCGCUGAGGCGGCCCCGGCCCCCGCCGCCCCGGCCGCGGCCCCCGCCGCGCUGCCGCUGCCCGCGCCGGCCCCGCCGGGCGGCUCGCAGCGCCUCCUCUUCUCGCACGACCUGGUGUCGGGCCGCUACCGCGGCUCGGUGCGCUUCGGCCUGGUGCGCCUCAUCCACGGCGAGGACUCCGACUCGGAGGAGGAGGAGGGCGGCGGCCGCGGCACCGGCGGCGCCGCCAGCUCGGGCGGCUCCGAGUCGGGCGGCCCCGGGGGCGGCGGCACCGAGGAGGGCCGCGCCAGCCCGCUGCGGCGGGGCUACGUGCGGGUGCAGUGGUACCCGGAGGGCAUCAAGCAGCACGUCAAGGAGACCAAGCUGAAGCUUGAAGAUCGCUCUGUAGUCCCUCGAGAUGUGGUCAGACACAUGAGCUCCAUUGACAGCCAAUGUGGGACUGUAAUUGAUGUCAACAUAGAGUGUGCUGUGAAGCUGGUAGGAACCAACUGUAUCCUCUACCCUGUCAACAGCAAAGACCUGCAACACAUAUGGCCGUUCAUGUAUGGUGACUACAUAGCCUAUGACUGCUGGCUGGGCAAGGUCUAUGACUUGAAGAACCAGGUUAUCCUCAAGCUUUCCAAUGGAGCCAGGUGUUCUAUGAGCACAGAAGAUGGAUCCAAGCUCUAUGAUGUUUGCCCUCAUGUCAGCGACUCGGGUCUUUUCUUUGAUGAUUCAUAUGGCUUUUAUCCUGGACAAGUCCUCAUCGGGCCUUCUAAAGUCUUUUCCAGUGUGCAGUGGCUCUCGGGUGUGAAGCCUGUUCUGAGCACAAAAAGCAAGUUCAGAGUGGUGGUAGAAGAGGUACAGGUGGUAGAGCUAAAGGUUACUUGGAUCACCAAAAGUUUCUGUCCUGGAGGUACUGACAGUGUGAGCCCUCCACCCUCAGUAAUCAGUCAGGAGAACCUGUCCAGGGUAAAGCGGCUGGGGUGCUUUGACCAUGCACAAAGACAGCUUGGGGAAAGGUGCCUCUAUGUGUUCCCUGACAAAGUGGAACCUGCAAAAAUCACCUGUGAAUGCCCGGAGAGGAACUGUGUCCUGGGUGAGGGAUCAGUCGCCAAAAAGGUGAGGAGGCUGCUGAAGAAACAGAUAGUGAAGAUCAUGUCAUGCUCUCCAGAGUCUCAAGCUACCAGUGAAGCCCCUGACAAAGAGUCUGCUGUAGCUGCUGACCAAAAAUCAGAGGAACUUAAGCCUGGAUCAAAGACUGAGCAGGAGGACACUUCCACCAGUGCAGCGAGUGUCGGGGAGAAAAAGGAAGAGCAACCUGAAGAAACAGGGAAGGAUAAGGGGGGAGCAGCAGUGCGACAACAGCAGCCGCCCUUCCUGCUGAAAGAUGAUGGGUCGUCUGACUACCGACUUCAGUCCAUGGAGCAAGAUGCCGAUGACGAGGCAGCCGAUGACACAGAUGACACUAGCUCUGUCACCUCUUCUGCUAGCUCCACUGCCUCAUCCCAGAGCGGCAGUGGCACGGGGCGCAAGAAGAGCAUUCCUCUUUCCAUCAAAAACUUGAAGCGGAAGCACAAGAAGAAGAAGACCAAGAUUUCACGAGAGUUUAAGCCAGGAGACAGGGUUGCUGUUGAAGUGGUGACCACUAUGACUUCAGCUGAUGUGAUGUGGCAGGAUGGCACCGUGGAGACAAACAUUCGCUCCAACGAGCUGAUUCCAGUACAUCAUCUGGACAACAAUGAGUUCUGCCCUGGGGAUUUUGUGGUGGACAAAAGAGCUCAGAGUUCCCAGGAUCCUGGCGUGUAUGGGGUAGUGCAGUCUGGUGAUCAUAUUGGCCGAACCUGCAUGGUGAAGUGGUUCAAGUUGAAACCCACUGGAGAUGAUGUGGAGCUGAUCGGGGAGGAGGAGGACGUGAGUGUGUAUGAUAUUGCUGAUCACCCAGACUUCCGCUUCCGCACUACUGACAUUGUGAUUCGCAUUGGCAACUCGGAGGGAGCCGCAGCUAAGGAAGAUGAGCCCUCAGUUGGACAGGUGGCUCGUGUGGAUGUCAGCAGUAAAGUGGAAGUGGUGUGGGCUGAUAAUUCCAAGACCAUCAUUCUGCCUCAGCACUUAUACAACAUUGAAUCGGAGAUUGAGGAGUCAGACUAUGAUUCUGUCGAUGGCAGUACCAGUGGGGCAUCCUCUGAGUGGGAGGAUGAAAGCGACAGCUGGGAGACAGACAAUGGCCUCAUGGAAGAUGACCACCCAAAAAUUGAGGAUUUGGAGCCAGAGGAGCCAGCAGCAGAAGAGGUGAAAAAAGUAGAAGAACAAGUCCAGGGAGCUGUGGCUAUGGCAGUUGCAGAUCUUGCUGCAGAGAAAGCUGGUAAGGACGGAGCCCCAAAGAGCUUCCGGGAGCUAAAAGAGGCCAUCAAGAUCCUGGAAAGCCUAAAAAAUAUGACUGUGGAGCAGCUGCUGACUGGCUCUCCCACCUCCCCAACUGUGGAGCUGGAAAAACCCACUCGGGAAAAGAAGUUCUUGGAUGACAUUAAAAAGCUACAGGAAAAUCUAAAGAAAACAUUGGAUAAUGUGGCUAUUGCAGAGGAGGAAAAGAUGGAAGCCAUGGUGGAGACGGAGAAGAAGGAAGAAAAAGCAGAGGCCCAGACACCAGUGAGGUCGGAGUGGCCCAGUGAGACACCAGUGCUCUGUCAGCAGAGUGGGGGCAAGCCUGGGGUCACCUUUACCAGUGCCAAGGGAGAGGUCUUCUCUGUGCUGGAGUAUGCUCCAGAUACCCAUGCCUUCAAGAAAAUGGAGUUCCAGCCCCCAGAAGCAAAGAAGUUCUUUAGCACUGUGCGGAAAGAGAUGGCUCUCUUGGCCACCUCACUGCCUGAUGGCAUCAUGGUCAAAACCUUUGAGGACCGAAUGGAUCUCUUCUCAGCACUUAUAAAAGGGCCCACACGCACACCCUAUGAAGAUGGCCUCUUUCUCUUCGAUAUCCAGCUCCCCAACAUCUACCCUGCUGUCCCACCUCUCUUCCGCUACCUCUCCCAGUGCAGUGGGAGACUGAAUCCCAACCUAUACGACAAUGGCAAAGUGUGCGUCAGCCUCCUGGGGACGUGGAUAGGCAAGGGGACAGAAAGGUGGACUAGUAAAUCCAGUCUCCUUCAAGUACUCAUCUCCAUCCAAGGUCUUAUCCUAGUGAACGAGCCUUAUUACAACGAGGCGGGGUUUGACAGUGACCGUGGCCUUCAGGAGGGCUAUGAGAACAGCCGCUGCUACAAUGAAAUGACCCUGAUCCGGGUGGUGCAGUCAAUGAUGCAGCUGCUGCGCAGGCCAGUGGAAGUCUUUGAGCACGAAAUCCGCGAGCAUUUUCGCUGCAACGGUUGGCGCCUGGUGUCCCGCAUUGAGUCCUGGCUGGAGACGAACGAGCUGGUAGAGCGGAGCCACGAACAGGCAAACGGGGCAGAUUCCACCUCCCUCCUUUCAGCUUGCGGCACCCUGUCUGAGAGCCCAGGAGACAAUGCGGAGUUACUGGGGGAGUACGGCAGCUCUUCGGAGCAAGGGGCGGCAGCCGAGUUUUCCGACUCAGCGCUCGAUGGGAAGGAGGAGCUGGAUGAGUCAGAGUUCACAACCUCGACACCCGGCGCCAGUGAUCUCCACCAGUACUCAGACUCGGAGAGCACAGGCCAAGCCAGGGAGGUAGACCUGGCCAGAGACCGAACGGACGAGGGGAAGGCUGCCCAGGACUCUGCCUUGCAGCCUAGUGUGAAACCAAAGAAAAGGAGGAAGAGCUACAGGAGUUUCCUUCCAGAGAAGAGUGGUUACCCUGACAUUGGGUUCCCCCUCUUCCCUUUGUCCAAGGGGUUCAUUAAAAGCAUCCGUGGUGUCUUGCAGCAGUACCGGGCUGCCUUAGUAGGGGCCAAUAUCCCAGAGUGGACAGAGGACAAAUAAACCAUCAGAUUAGGGACAGGCAGGUGCAGGGGAGAAGGGAAAGCAGCAGAAAGGAAUUGGCAAAUGCUGUUACCAGUAAACUGGCUUCUCCUUCCAGCUUUUCUUCCUCAGCUUGGUUUGUUCCAAAGAAGUUGGUAGGCCUGAUUGCUCCUCCAAGGAAAGGUUGUCUAAGCAUGAAUAACUCUUUGCCCCCAGCCCUUCUUCCCUCCCCCCGUCCUAUGUACGUGCUCCUCUUGCGAGUUUGAUUCUGCAAUGGUAAGAUUUGAGACCUGCACAGAAACAGUCUUGCAGCCACAUUCCCUCUGCACUUUCAUCUUGGGGUACCUUUCCACACACAGACUCUUCCCACCCAGCGCUACACCCAACAGUUUGCUAUGUUGGGGUUCAGGCCAGGAGAAGUGAUUGGUGUAGUAUCUGCAGAUGAAGGGCAAUGCCCUCCUGAUAUUUCUUUUUUUUUUUUUUUUCUGCAUUACCAUGGGUUUUAUAAAGUCUACCCCAGCUAAUAUGUACUUAGACAUGGGAUUGUGUUUGCAUUGAAGUUGUCUUCACCAUACAGAGUUGCCGUAGUCUUAGUUGUUCACCGAUAGCUACAAGGUUCUUUGAUCAGGAUUUGAUGCACAGAACCAGAGCUCUGUGCUGGUACUUGUUCAGCCCUGGUAGUGCUGCAGGGUUUCCAUCUAGUUCUGUGUCUUCUGGUCUUUCUUCUGGAAGCAAUUCUAGGCAUCCCCACUUCUUAUUCUCCAAAGUAAGGCAAAUUUCCCUUUCCUUGCCAUGCAUGCCUGUCUUCUAGAAAUACAUGGGAUUCAGGGUUCUGCCCUUGGUAUUUGCUUAGGUAUCUGAAUCUUUCAUUCCCAGCCAUCCUGGCUGUCACACAGCACUGCAGGUACCCCUGGAUCUCAGUCUCACCUGGGUGAUCUUGCGUGUGUUAUAGAUCUAGCAGCUAGUCUGGAUGGUGAACUUGGUAUGGCUGCUGCUUCUCCACGAUUUGGCUGUAGAUGGAUAUUCUGGAGCUGUUUGAGCCAGGGUUGCUGAAGGGAAAGGAUCUGUUGUGUUGUGACUAAGUCCUAUUGUAGCAGCAACAUUUUGUGACCAUUUCUGUGCUGUUACUCAGCUAGUAACUGGAGCACAUCAGACGCUGGUGUGGACUGUUAUCAAUUCCUUCCCUUGCAUGCCGUUUCCUAUGAUGGCUCGAAUCCCCUGUGACAGGUAGCGCUGUGGAUACAGCACAUAACAUCCUUAAUCUCGACUGCAGUGCUGUGAUGCCACUAUAGGAAAUGGCUGGCAAGAUCAGCCCAUGUUUCAGCAGCAAGGAAGCUGUCUGAGCUGGUGACCUUGAGCACUUUGAAGCAGUGACUUAUCAGAGCCAGUGUCUCCUAGUCAGGACACCUUGCUGAAGCCUCUUUUUCUGUGUGUGCAUGCACUUACUGUCACUUCUGGAGCUGAGAGAUCAUACUCCAGCACUGCUGCAUUUGCCCAGUGCUUAGGCGUUGGAGAAGCACCCACUCGGCACCCAUGUGGAGCACAGUCUGUGUCACAGGGAGAGUUGGUUUGUCCUUCCAGCCGGCACAGGGAAGCUGGUGAUGCCAGGCUUUGCUGGAGAGGAAUCAGGCUGAUAAUUCAGCUCUACCAGAAGUAAGGAUGGAGACAAAACUCCUCUUUACUCUAGCUCAGCAGUGCCUGUGUUCCCCUCCCUUCACCCAGGUCUCCUCAUUAUGAAACUGAGAGCAGCAGCAGUCUAAUCCCACUGUGUUUACAAAGUGUUUUCUGCUACUUGAAGGGCCAGGAUCUGAACUCACUGGCCUAAAUCCCUCCUCCUCCACCCAGGUCUCUGCGCCUGGUAUCUUCAGCUGCCCCUACCGUGCUCUAGAGCCAGCCUGCCUGCACACAAGCCCUAGUGCGUGACCAACUGCUGCCAGGAUUUCACAGGGUUCAUGCCGCUCCCAGCACUCUGGAGGAAGCAGGACUUGGCUGUGAACGAAGACCGGGCCCGCAGAGCUCUUGAAGCGUUGGCCUGCGGGUGGAUCGCCUGCACAGCAGCUCGGGCCCUGCUCCAGCGCCCCGGGAGCCCUCUGUGUCUGGCAAGCAGGCGGUCUGGGCCGCGUGGCAAGCCCCAAUCUGGGGUGCUGAGAGAUGCUUGGAGCCGCGGGCAGCAUGAAUUGAACAUGUAGCUCAUGGCUUCUCCCUGGCUGUCGCUGAUGCUCAGUGAAUGAAUCGCUUUGUGAGCGAGAAAGGGGCUCCAAAAAAAAAGGACUGAGCGGGCAGGAGUGUGUGGUGGCUGUUUCAGGGCAAGGGAAGGGAAAGGCAGUCGGAGAGGCUUGUUCCACGAAUGAUUAAACCUCUUACUGGACAUCAUCACAGCGGGUGACCUGUAGGCGCUGAAUUCCUCUGCCCGCUGGGUUUCCCCCGACGGGCUGCCGUGUCCUUCCGCCCCCUCCAAGCGCGGGGAGGGAGACGGCGCGGGCCGCUCUUGGCGUGAGGGGGGAGAAAUCCCGCUAGGGCCAGUGCGUGGCUGGGUGGGGAGAUGGAGGUGGUGCUGUUUCCUGCUUCCCCCACCCGUUACUCUCUGCAGUUCUCUCAUCUCACAGGAAAGCGGUGGGCAAGGGCUGGCGCUGGCAGCAAGGCAGCAGGGGAAGGUCAGGCUGCCAACCCGCCGGGGAGGAGGGCAGGGACCCGGCGCUGCUGCCGCCGGGAGCCCCUCGUGCCGGCUGUGCCCGGCAGUUCCUCCCCUUCACCCGUGAAGUUUUUGUUUCCUCUGAUCGUAACCAAGAGCUUUUGCACAGGUUCCUGGGGCUUCCUACUGAGGAGAUGUUUAUUGGCCUUCUGGAAGGGGACGUGCUGUUCCCUGGCUGCCGCUACCUAUAGCAUCGCUCGCUCUCCGUAGCUGGCUGUCCCAAACCGAAGCGUGCACAGAGGUUUACAAAUUUUCUAAGCUUUUGAUAAUGUGAAGCUCCUGGGUGAUGAGGUUGGUGGUGAGCACACUGCAGCUAUGUAAUUUUUUGUGUAUGUAUGUAAUAUUUAAGGAUAACAAAAUUUAAAAGGCUAAAACCUUAAAAAAAAAAAUUAAAAACACACAAAAAAAAAAGCCAAAGCAUGAUGCAUAUUGUUAGCCUUAAAACUGGCUACAUGACUGUGUGAUGUAUAAAUAAGAACAGCCUGUAACUGUUUUAAGUGCUGGGGUUGGGGAAGAAGCAUAACAAAAUCAGUUUGUAGCCUUGAUUCUGUACAGUAUUUAAAUGAAAAAAAAAAAAAGACCUGACUAUUGAGGCCAUGCUUAGAGGUGUGUUGUUCACGUGCAGAUGUGGAUGCUUGGUUGCUUACAAUAUAUGUAUAAAGUGCUGUGUGACGAUUAAAACUUUUUUUACCUGCAGAAUUUUUUUUUUUGUUUGGCUAACCAAGGUGUAAUAAAGGAGGGAAGAUGACUUGCCAUUAAAUUUUGCCUCUGUGAGUA
Messenger RNA from Rhea pennata, 7369 nucleotides. RefSeq names its product ubiquitin conjugating enzyme E2 O (gene UBE2O). The record is from RefSeq and is a predicted model, not a curated record. NCBI's taxonomy places the organism in Eukaryota, Metazoa, Chordata, Aves, Rheiformes, Rheidae. The transcript is spliced from 18 exons. Gene Ontology annotation, molecular function: ubiquitin conjugating enzyme activity. The coding region runs from base 1 to 3921 and encodes 1306 amino acids.